Messenger RNA from Penicillium verhagenii, 216 nucleotides. RefSeq lists its product as uncharacterized. The transcript has a single exon. Lineage: Eukaryota; Fungi; Ascomycota; Eurotiomycetes; Eurotiales; Aspergillaceae. The record is from RefSeq and is a predicted model, not a curated record. The coding region runs from base 1 to 216 and encodes 71 amino acids.
AUGUCGGAAGCGUCCGAACGUGACGAAGCUUUGAUGUACGAAGUCAACUUUGGUACUCGAUGUUCCACUUUUGCGCUAAAAUCGAAGGUAUUCGCGGAGGGCUGGGCAGACUUUGGUGCCCGCGCUCGCUCCAAUCCCCGUGCGGCAGCGAUCGAGGAUGACUGGUUAUGCAGCCUCCAGAUCCUCAGACUACUUUUUAUCCCAAACUGGUUUUGA